Molecule: messenger RNA, 4747 nt
Organism: Chroicocephalus ridibundus (black-headed gull)
Lineage: Eukaryota; Metazoa; Chordata; Aves; Charadriiformes; Laridae
Gene: ZBTB14
Product: zinc finger and BTB domain containing 14
Exons: 3
Coding region: 196-1542 (448 amino acids)
Biological process (GO): regulation of transcription by RNA polymerase II
Cellular component (GO): nucleus
Molecular function (GO): DNA-binding transcription factor activity, RNA polymerase II-specific; protein binding
Source: RefSeq, a predicted model, not a curated record
UCCCUCCCUUCUGCCCCCCCCCCGGCCCCCUCCCGCGCGGCGGCAGCGGUGGCGGCGGUGGCCCCCCCCUCCCGCGCUCCCGGGGAAGUGCGGUUCCGCGUGCGCGCGCGGCAGGCUGAAGUUGGACGAUUGUAAGGAUUAAUCAUCUGUCAAAUAUUUAAUAAUCAUUUGUACAGAAAAUUUCCCGCAUUGUUCAUGGAGUUUUUCAUCAGUAUGUCUGAAACCAUUAAAUAUAAUGACGACGAUCACAAAACUGUGUUCCUGAAAACAUUAAAUGAACAACGUUUGGAAGGAGAAUUUUGUGACAUAGCUAUCGUGGUUGAAGAUGUUAAAUUCAGAGCACAUAGAUGUGUCCUUGCUGCCUGCAGUACCUACUUCAAAAAGCUUUUCAAAAAACUAGAAGUUGAUAGUUCAUCAGUAAUAGAAAUAGAUUUUCUUCGUUCUGAUAUUUUUGAGGAAGUUCUCAAUUAUAUGUACACUGCAAAGAUUUCUGUUAAGAAAGAGGAUGUAAAUUUGAUGAUGUCUUCAGGCCAGAUUCUUGGUAUUCGAUUUUUGGAUAAACUUUGCUCUCAAAAACGUGAUGUAUCUAGUCCUGAAGAAAACACACAGUCCAAGAGCAAGUAUUGUCUAAAAAUAAACCGUCCUAUGGGGGAACCUAAUGAUACCCAAGAUGAUGAGGUGGAAGAAAUUGGAGAUCAUGAUGAUAGUCCAUCAGAUGUGACAGUGGAAGGAACUCCCCCAAGUCAGGAAGAUGGAAAAUCACCUACCACUACCCUGAGAGUGCAGGAGGCAAUUCUGAAAGAGCUGGGAAGCGAAGAGGUUCGAAAAGUAAACUGCUAUGGCCAAGAAGUAGAGCCUAUGGAAACAACCGAAUCGAAAGACUUAGGAUCUCAGACCCCUCAGGCUUUAACAUUUAAUGAUGGCAUAAGUGAAGUGAAAGAUGAACAGACACCAGGCUGGACCACAGCAGCUGGGGAUAUGAAGUUUGAGUAUUUGCUUUACGGUCACAGGGAACACAUUGUAUGUCAGGCUUGCGGUAAGACCUUUUCUGAUGAAGCGCGAUUGAGAAAACAUGAAAAAUUACACACUGCUGAUAGACCAUUUGUUUGUGAAAUGUGUACUAAGGGCUUCACCACGCAAGCUCAUUUGAAAGAGCACCUGAAAAUACACACAGGUUACAAGCCUUACAGUUGUGAGGUAUGUGGAAAGUCUUUUAUUCGUGCACCAGAUCUAAAAAAGCAUGAGAGAGUUCACAGUAAUGAGAGGCCGUUUGCAUGCCAUAUGUGUGAUAAAGCCUUCAAGCACAAGUCCCACCUCAAAGACCAUGAAAGAAGACACCGAGGAGAGAAACCUUUUGUCUGCAGUUCGUGCACUAAAGCAUUUGCUAAAGCGUCGGAUCUAAAAAGGCAUGAGAACAAUAUGCACAGUGAAAGAAAACAAGUUACUACAGCCAAUUCCAUCCAGAGUGAAACAGAACAGUUACAGGCAGCAGCUAUGGCUGCUGAAGCAGAGCAGCAAUUAGAAACUAUAGCUUGUAGUUAAAAACUAAAGCAGAAACUUUAUCAGAAAUAAUAUAAGAAAUUAAAUUGAACAAAAUCUAUUGUUGGUAUAUGUUUAGACUGAGAAUUAUCUUUUCAAGAAAACAUAUUUUUAGAGGAUUUGAAUGCUACAUAGGAACACAUAGCAUUGCUUGUUUAGGUAUUUUAAAACAUUUCAGAGAUGGGUAUUCUUAGAAUAUGAAAUCAUUUUGUUGUCGUUAGCAGUAUAAUGCACUAGUACCUGAUUUAAUUUGAGAAUAUGAUCAAGUUCCCUAUAAAACAGGGAUCGUCACUGGCUGACGUUUCAUCCAGUAUGGAAUACUGCAUACGAUGUAGACAUCGAAAUCAGUGAGUUACGUUUAAAAAUGCUGAGAUCUCAUAAAAUAACAACCAUGGAAAGGAAAUACUUGUUUUACAUAAGUUUGAAAAUGUUAUACCUGCAACUUUUGAGAAACAGAUGUUGAUGCCCUAGGGUUUUUAGUUCGUGCUUUUUCACGUAAUGCAGGUGCUAGAGGUUGGUACAACAGAGUGUAAGGGAGGAUGGUGAUCAAAAUCAAAUUGCUUCUUUCUCCAUUCCCUCAGACAUCCUCUUAUUUUAAUCAAGGUGGCAAGUUUAAUGAAAUACUUGCUUUCCUGAAAAAAAUGCAUUAUUUGCAGUGGUCCUGUCUGGCAAAGCAGAAGGGUCGUGGCAUUCACAAAUCCUGUCUGUGGGGAAAAGAGUCUGCCUCAUUUGUUUCUACGUUCACUCUUAGGCAGGCCCCUGGAGAUGGGACAGAGCCACGAAGAACAAAGGGUGCAGCAUGGAGAAGGAGAUAUUUUCCUUACUCAGACCCAGUGGAAAUUAGUUAAAGCCAAUACAGCCUGAGGCUGUAGUUUUUAUUAUGCAUCUUUCAGUUCACCUAAGCUAGCAGAACUGAGGCAAAGGAGUGUUUCUGGCAGCGCGGGAGGAUUAGCUGCAUUGGUGAGUGACCAAGCGUCACUGCCAGACCUCCGCAGCUGCAGAGCACAGCCAUGGGCUAUCGCAUACCUGCCCACAGCUUUCAGGCUGAGUUUUGUGUCAUGGCUGGUCAUACCAGCUAAUAGGUCCUGCUCAAGUUUAAAAGCUUCUGCGUUCUGGCACACCUCAGCAAGAGGGAGACUUCAGAGAGAGAUUUCAGUCAUAAUUGAUCCAGAAUCAGUGUUCGCUAAUAGUCUGUUACUUAGAGUUGCCUAUUUUUUUUUCAGACAAGCUGGGGUAGAUGCUGCUUAUUUAACUGCUAACUCACAGAGUCGGCAAAAUAAAUGGUCUUUGGAUUGCAGUCUGCUACGUGUAGUCAAGGAGAGAAGACACAGUAACAGCGGUAAUGUAAUCCAAAGGGAUAUCGAGCCUUUAUUUUAAAUUUGUAAAUACUAUAACUGUUGUCAAAACUUCAUUUGAAGUUGUAAUGGGAAAAAAAAAUGCACUCUUUGGCAUGUGGUUGGAUAACAUUGAUCACUUGCGAUACCUAGUGUUAGACCAGUUUCUGGUAAGUUACUGUGUGGUAGAUCACAUCUUGCUUUUCUAAAUAGAAAUUGAAAAUAGCAUUUUUGGAACUGUUAUAUGGAACUUUGAUUAUUGUUUUUUUGUUUGGUUGGGUUUUUUUUACAGCUUCAUUUUAUUCAUGUACUCAUCAGGUUAAGCAGUUAUCUUAAAAUGCCAAUAAUUGUUUGAAAGCUGGUCUGUAAAUAAAACAUGAACUUAAUACUUUAGAAAAUGUAAACUUUGGACCUUUACCAAUAUAUUUUUUUAAACUGUUGCUUCAUUUUACAUUCAGUAAUAUUAGUUUGUAAACAAACUAUACAUUUUGUAUCUGUGCAACAUCAGAGGAUGUGUAUUCAUUGCAUUUUAUUGGUUCUCUUGAGGAACAUGAUAAAUGACCAUUGUUAAAAUGUUUUACUGUAUAUGAUCAUAGAUAUAAAGAUAGUAGGUCCAAAAAGGGAUCUACUUUUUUUUUCUAAAUGUACUAGCCUUGCUACGUUUUCUUAUCUAAAAUUGUCUUCAGUUUUUCUUAAACGAUAAAAUUGGUGCUGAUAAGUCCAUACAAAACAUAUCUGUUGUGAUAAGAGUUCAAAAUUGUAAAAGAUGAAGAAAGUGAAUUUUCUCUAGGUCUUCUAUGAAGAAUACAGGAAGUAAUGAGCUUAAAUUACAGCAGUGAACAUUUAUAUUAGACAUUAGAAGAAACUUUUAAAGGGUUGAAUAAUGAGUUAUUAGAACAGAAUGCCCGGGGAGGCACUGCAGUCUUCACUAGUGGUGAUAUUUAAGAACAGGUUAGACAAACAUUUGUUAGGAAUGGUUUAAAUGUAGUUAAUUCUGUCUUGAAGCUGAGGGAUAAGUUAAAUAACCUCUCAACAAGAGCAUCAUUUUUUUUUUGGAAAAAAAAUGUAGUAAAUGAAAAUGGAGAUCCUUGGGACAGCAGAUGCUUGAAUGGAAAGACAGAGCUCAAAGCUUAUGGUUGAAGAAAAUCAUCCUCUGACAUUUGAGCACAGGCAGUCAGGCUGUGAAUUUGAAAUUGUUAUAGAAAAACAGGCUUGCAUUAAAAGAUACACAACUGAAAGUGUGAUGAUGUUGUGUUUUACAUCAGAGUAAAUUUUGCUAUUGUUAAAGCUUACAGCUCUAAGAAUUAUACGAGGUUACAUCUGUAAGGUUUACAUGAUGUUUGUAGCUUUUUAAAACUGGGACUGAUUGAUAUUAUACAUACCGUAAUACAAAAGUGUGCAGAGGCAGGAACAAAUGUUACUGUCUCACAUUGCUUGGACAGGCAUAAACACCUUACAUGAGACUUGGUCUUAACAGUCUGUCACAGGAAAAGUUCAGUGAAACCAGUGGAAUUGUUCCCAUGUCAAAGAUUUUGAAAGGGGCCUUGACCUCUUACUGGCUUUUAGCUGCUUAGAGCCGGAAAACUGCUUAAUGUUCCUGGGACCAAUGAUGACAAUAAUCAUCAGGAAGGGAAAGGCUUAGUUGUUUUUAUGAAGUUGAGAAUUUUAUUGGUGAUUUCUACUACUGCUGUCUGUUUGAAGUAUGUGAAUUUUAUUUUUUUUUUUGAAAGCCAAUAGAUAAUUUUUUCUUCCCUUCUCAAUUGUUUUUAUUCAAGACAGGGAGAAGGCCUAGAAUACUUAAGCUUAAACUUUUGGAAAAGGUUUCAGAGAGCAAGUGUGGAGGUAAACUUGGCUGUACAUUAUUGUUAAUGUGU